Molecule: messenger RNA, 5062 nt
Organism: Amoebophrya sp. A120
Lineage: Eukaryota; Dinophyceae; Syndiniales; Amoebophryaceae
Source: the annotation of a GenBank genome assembly
CGAGGACCACGACGAGGGAAUAAUCAUUCAACACCGCAUGGUGCACAGAAGCCCACUACUUCUCCUUCCACCUGCGGCAGAAUCUGGAAUUUCCUCGUCCUUUUCCUCGUACUAACCAUUCUGUUUUGCAACUUUCUGCUUUGGGUCCCCUGGUUCUGCUUCGGGAUCAAUUCCGCGCCGGCCAUCACUGCGCACACGCUGACUCGCGUCGACCCGCACGUCGCUGCGGUUGUCCGCGGGGCGUUAGAGAGUGCAGCAUUCUUGGAUCCGGCGGUGGACAAUUAUGCUGCAGAACUUCCAGAAGGACGAGUUACAGGAACUGGCGUUGCGGAUGGAGAAGAAGACGGUGAUGAUAUAAUAAUGCCACUAACUGAAGAUACUGAUGGUGUUGAAGAUCGCGAUCCCGUCGACCGUCUGACCAGCGACAUCCUGCAGCAUUUCUUACUGCUCCUGGACGCGAUCACCGCCAACGCUGUCACCGAGCGACGAGGGGAUGGGUAUCUGGAUAUCAAAAUGAAAAAUCCCCCCUCCCCAUAUCGAACACGAAAUUUGUGAUGCUGGACUUGCGUACACAAAUCAGAUUUGUCUUGCUAGAGAGGACUGCAGGCCCACAUCAAGCCUGAGUGCAGAGGUUUUGGUCUAGGCGCUUAGCAUGAGAAACGUCUGCGCUGUAGGCCCAACAGCACGACAAACCGCCUGCAUAAUACGGCGAAGCCUGUGGAAUUGCCUUCUUGCAAGACAGACAUGAUUUGUGAUCGCAAAUCAGCAUUGCAAAUUUUCUGCGCCGUACCUUUUCGAUAUGGGGAGGGGGGAUGUUUCCUUACGAUACUGGACUUGGCAAACUGGCAGGGCUGGGGAUAUUUGAUGUACGACUUUGUAUCCUGAGUAAAAACGUACCCACACCAGAGUCAGGAUGAGGAUUUUGCAACACAAACCUAGGAGUUUUGUGAGUCACGCAUGACAAGUUGCACUAUGCAGUGUAGUGCAGGUUAGCAAGUGCAGCCGCAUCACAGAUUCAUCUGCUCAUCCGGUUCACAGCAUCACAAAUUCCAAAACACGAUUGGAAAUGGCUCUCAUGGGGAUGCGCAUUACAAGUCUUCCUGUCUUUGCAAAUCUGCAUUACAACUCUGGCGUGGGUACGUUUUUACUCAGGAUACUUUGACGCUAAAAGUCACGAUCUGCACUUUUUCGCCCAGCAGCCAAAGUAUUCGCUGUUGGAACAAUGGAGAACAUCAUCGUCAGAAGAGUCCUCCGCAGCGGACCCGUCUGGCCCUUCACCAUCACCUCCGGACGGGGAGAAUAAUUGGCUAAGGGCCGUGAAGAAGAGUCUCCGACGAGAACAAGAAAAUACUGAAUUCCAACAAGAAGAAUCAGCAGUAGUUCUUCAACCCGGAACAACAGGAACAACAUCUGCGUUCUUCUUGCCCUCCGCUGCGGACUUACAGUUGCUAGUCGCGGCUCCUCCAGGUGUUCAACAACAUACAGCACCCCCUGCUGCGCCGACGCUGGCGGAGAAGAUUUUGCCGUCUUUCCUGCUCUUACUCGUUACCAAUCAAAGGAAGCCAGCGGAUAGUACUAACUAUUCGUUUCAGCAGCGACGGAAGAUAAACACGGGUAGCAGUAGUGGUACGGAUCAGAAGAUAUCGGCGGACGCAGUUGUGGCCAAAUUGGUACAAAACGUCGUUGCCAGGCAGGGAGGUGGACGAGAGGAUGAUAGUAACACUAGUACAAGUAGUGCAGAAGCAGACUUUUCAAACGUCGCUAAUACAACUACCUCCGGGAGUCGGGGAUCGAAUUCCAUCUGGCCGUCGCGCACGAUGUCCUUCGCUUGUCCGGUAAUGUCCCUACUGUCCUGCUUUCUCGCACUUGUUUUGCUUAGAGCGGAGUGUAGUUCCGAAGCUCGGAGGGAUGAAGAAGAAUUCUAUGCAGCUGCGAAGACGGGGCGCAAAAGGAACAGGCGCGGCGCAAACACUUUUUCCACCUCGUGGUCCGCGAGGAGGCUUCGGUCUUCAUCCUCCGUCUUUGACAGCGAAUUUGAAGAAUCAGAGGAAGACGAAGGAACAACGACGAGCGACAUUGACGAGGAUGACAUUAUCAAGAAUCGGCAUUUAGGUGGUUUAUCGCCGCACCGCGGAGACGAGGAGUACGCAGACGUCCGGAAAAAUGACAGUCGUAAAAAUUCCCACCUUUCCCUGUCUGCGACGAAACUCCGGAGGCUCUCGCACAGCAGCGCGGGGGGGUACAAAAAUCGAAGCAGUACACCUCACCUCCGCAUCCCCUGUCGCAAACAGCCGUAUCGUCCCUCUUUAACCAACGAGUUAUCCUCUCCGCGGGCAAGGAAUUUACAGAACGUCGAGAAGCGGAUUCGUGGGAAACUUUUCAACAAACAGCACCAUCGGGACAUGUUUGUGAUCAAGAAGAUAUCCUGAGUAAAAACGUACCCACACCAGAGUCAGCAUGAGGAUUUUGCAACACAAACCUCGGAGUUUUGGGAGUCACGCAUGACAAAUUGCACUCCGCAGUGUAGUGCUGGUUAGCAAGUGCAGCCGCAUCACAGAUUCGUCUGCUCAUCCUGUUCACAGCAUCACAAAUCCCAAAACACGAUUGGAAAUCACUCUCAUGGGGAUGCGCAUUACAAGUCUUCCUGUCUUUGCAAAUCUGCAUUACAACUCUGGUGUGGCUACGUUUUUACUCAGGAUAGAAGAAGGACGUGCGUCGCAUCUCCGAGCUGGAGGUAUUAGUCAAGGAAAACGAGCUAUCCUGAGGAAAAACGUACCCACACCAGAGUUGUAAUGCAGAUUUGCAAAGACAGGAAGACUUGUAAUGCGCAUCCGCAUGAGAACCAUUUUCAAUCGUGUUUUGGAAUUUGUAAUGCUGUAAACAGAAUGAGCAGAUGGAUUUCUGAUGCAGCUGGCCUUGCGAACCUGCACUACACUACGGACUGCAACUUGUGAUGCGUGACUCACAAAACUCCUAGGUUUGUGUUGCAAAAUCCCCAUCCUGACUCUGGUGUGGGUACGUUUUUACUCAGGAUACGAGCACUUGCUACCGCCCGAGGAUUUGCAAAACUACGUCAUCGACGAGUUUGGCUCCGCGGAAUUGUGCUACCUGCGGUUGGCAUUGCAUAUGCAUUGCAAAAAUGUCUGGGUCUGGGAGGAUACAACUUGUGAUGCUGCGUUUCGAGUCCAAAAAGACGCUGUAUUGCAAGAGCAGCAAAUGAAGUUCUGUUUUUGAUGCUAGGCGAAGAGGCCAUUUGUCAUGCGGAUUAGGGAUGAGGAAGCGCUCAAAACCUCUGUGAUGCUAGGGCAUGCAUCACAGACAUCAUGGGUCAUGCAAAACGUGCAUGCCAAACAAGUGCACUCGUCCAGACCCAGACAUAUUUGUAUUUGACAUUGCAGAGCCCGGACGCAAAAGUGAGUGUCUUGUUCGAGCAGUUGAGGGUGUUGGUGUCGCAUCGCAAAGAAAAUCCAAUCAGGUCCUGGUGCCGACUCGGCCUGAAACAGGGGUCGCAACUCGGCCCCGUUGAGGACCUCGAGGGGAACUACGAUCGCGACGACGACCCGGAGGACCCGAAAACCCUUUCUACAAGUGAGGGAAUCGAUUUGCAGAAAUUUUUCGACUGGGAUCGCAGGACCGAGCACCUAGUGUCGACGACAUUUUCUUGUUCUAGCAGUUCUGCAUCUGAUGGUUGUACUUCUUCGCAACAAAAUCAUUUUGUCCCAGCAAGCGCGGCAGACCGGGAGCAGAUUACAAAUAUGAUUGACGGAGAAAGCGCUGAUCUCCGCAUUUCUGACACGGAGGAGCCAAUGCCAAAUUUUCCUCCUGGUCCAGCGGUGACGUCGAGUCCUGUUGUGGUCGACGACAGAAGUGACCACGCUGCUAUUAAACGGAAGAGCGACGACCGGCUGGCCGUGCACCAGCAAGAACUACACCCUGAAAAAGCGGUGGCCACGUUGAAAAUUCUGCUGCAGGACAAGUGGACCCCGACCAUCGGGCUGCAGCCGUUCGUAUGAAAUGCAAAUAUGUCUGGGUCUGGAAGGUGACAACUUGUCAUGGUAAAUCUGAAGCAUGCAAAAAUCUGUGUUGCAUGAGUGCCGAAAGCUGUCCACCUUUGACCAAGUUGAAAGGGAGUUCAGUUUCUCAUGCAGGAUAGGCAUGAGAGAGAUUGCGCAGAAUCUGUCAUGCUAGGUCCUGCAUUCCAGACGAUAAGUAUAACUCAUGGAAAAUCUGCAUGACAAGUUUACACUUUUCCAGACCCAGACACUUUUGCACUUGAUAGCUCGUGCGCGCGGGCGUGUGGAUCGCGGACGACGGGAUCCCGAUCGAGGCGUGGGACACGCGGUUUCUCCGCAGCUCGGAGUGCCUGCGAAAGUUCAAGAUCGACGAUAUUCAGGAGGCCGCCAAGCUGUGGUUCGCGUGCCGGAACGAGCAACUGCGGAAGCUGAAGGCACCCGCCCCCUACGUGAUCUUCAACCUGAAGGGCCUGCGGUUCUGGGCGGUGUUGGCGCAGCAGCUGAGCCACAAAAAAAUCGCCGAGAUGGGGCUGCAGCUGCAGCCGUUUUGGCCGCACUCGCACCUGAAGGCGAUCUUCGCGGAAACCCCGGACUGGGUGCGCACCUCCUGGACCUGGGUCGGGAAAUACAUCGUGCAGCCGGUGGAGGGGACCGUGGAAAUGACGGAUCUAACCGUGUACGAAAUUUUCGACCGCCUGUGCUCGGACCCGUCGGAACGCUCCAGGUUCCGCCGGGAAUUCGAUGCGCACUACGGGCCCGCGGUGUAGUUGUGAAGGGGAGAAAGUUCUUCGAACGUAGCGAAAAGGGAGGACUUUACAGGAAAUAAAGCGUACAACUGCUAAAGCGACUACGACUUCUACAAGCGACCACAUAAAUCUGAAAACGACUAUGACUUCUGACAUGAAGAUAAUUUUCGCUACUGAUACGCACUGAGCUGCUAGUCCACGCGCGCAUGCCUUAUGAUUGAACUCCAAAAAUAUCAGCGCGGCACGGUGACAGUUCCGCUGACCUUCAAAAUGUUUUGAACGGCAACUGGCUCUACUUGCAGC